Molecule: messenger RNA, 2563 nt
Organism: Prunus persica (peach)
Lineage: Eukaryota; Viridiplantae; Streptophyta; Magnoliopsida; Rosales; Rosaceae
Product: pentatricopeptide repeat-containing protein At5g46580, chloroplastic
Exons: 1
Coding region: 195-2369 (724 amino acids)
Molecular function (GO): protein binding
Source: RefSeq, a predicted model, not a curated record
UUUCUUUGCUUUUUUAAAUUUCCCAAUUUUUACUUUUGCAAUUCCCAAAUAAUUUUAUUUUAGGGUUCGUUCAAAUUUUGCUUGCAUUUAGAUAAGGUGACAAAAUAUCCAGAAGGUGGUCUUCCUUAGCAGUAGCUUCAUUAUAAUAAGUUUAGGUUUCCCGUUCUUCCAAAAAAUAACUCUCAAUCAAUCUUAUGGCUGCUACUUCUGCUGUCCAUUUUACUGUGAAUUCCUCAGAAACAAAGAGACCCAUCUUCUUCACUUCGCCGUUUAGACAAAUUCCAACCAAAAGAUUCAACCUUUCUUGCAGGUCCACCAAGUCUCCUCCAAAAUCUCCACCAGAUUUAGCAGAACCCAACAGCAAGAACAACAACAAGAAGAACGACGACAACAACAACAAAAAAAACCCAUCUUUAUCUUUGUCUGAGCAACUCCAGCCUCUAACCUCAACCACUCUCUCCAACCCUCCCAAAGACCAAUCCCAAUUGCUUUCCAAGCCGAAGUCCAUUUGGGUGAACCCCGCCAAGCCCAAACGCUCUGUGCUCUCUCUGCAGAGGCAGAAACGGUCACUUUACUCUUACAAUCCUCAGGUGAGAGAUCUCAGGCAGUUUGCUCAUAAGCUCAAUGAUUGUGAUGCCUCUCAAAAUGCUUUCUUGGCUGCUCUUGAAGAAAUCCCACACCCACCCACUAGGGAAAAUGCGCUUUUGAUACUCAAUAGCUUGAAGCCAUGGCAGAAAACCCAUAUGUUCUUCAAUUGGGUGAAGGCCCAGAAUUCAUUUCCCAUGGAUACCAUAUUCUACAAUGUCACAAUGAAGUCUUUGAGGUUUGGGAGGCAGUUUCAACUCAUUGAAGAGCUUGCUGAGGAGAUGGUAAGCAAUGAGAUUGAGCUUGAUAACAUUACUUACUCCACUAUAAUUACUUGUGCCAAGAGGUCCAAGCUUUUUGACAAGGCAGUGGAGUGGUUUGAGAGGAUGUACAAGACUGGUUUAAUGCCUGAUGAGGUGACUUACUCUGCUAUUUUAGAUGUUUAUGCCAAAUUGGGAAAGGUUGAGGAGGUUCUUAGUUUAUAUGAGAGAGGGAGAGCUAGUGGGUGGAAACCAGACCCCAUUGCAUUUUCUGUCUUGGGUAAGAUGUUUGGUGAGGCUGGGGACUAUGAUGGCAUUAGGUAUGUCUUGCAGGAAAUGGCUGCUCUUGGUGUGCAGCCUAAUUUGGUUGUGUACAAUACUUUGUUAGAGGCAAUGGGCAAGGCUGGAAAGCCUGGUUUAGCAAGAAGCUUAUUCGAAGAAAUGGUGGGAUCUGGGCUGAAACCAAAUGAGAAAACAUUGACAGCGCUUGUUAAGAUCUAUGGCAAGGCUAGGUGGGCUCGAGAUGCUUUGGAAUUAUGGGAACGAAUGAGGUCGAACGAGUGGCCUAUGGACUUCAUUUUGUAUAACACAUUGUUGAAUAUGUGUGCUGACCUUGGUUUGGAGGAGGAAGCUAAGAAGCUUUUCGAGGAUAUGAAGCAGUCGGAGCAUUGUAGGCCGGACAGUUGGAGUUACACGGCAAUGUUGAACAUUUUUGGGAGUGGAGGGAAUGUUGAUGGGGCAAUGGGGUUGUUUGAAGAAAUGUCUGAGUUGGGGAUUGAGCUGAAUGUCAUGGGGUGCACUUGUUUGAUUCAGUGCUUGGGGAAAGCUAGAAGAUUCAGCGAUAUGGUUCGAGUCUUUGGUGUUGCAGUUGAAAGAGGGGUUAAACCAGAUGAUAGGCUUUGUGGGUGCUUACUGUCCGUUGUGUCAUUGUGUGAAAAAACGGAGGAUGAGGAUAAGGUCCUCUCUUGUUUGCAGCAGGCUAAUCCCAAGUUGGUUACCCUUGUCAAAGUGCUGCAAGAUAAGAAACUUGGGUUUGAGACAAUUAAAGAUGAGUUCAGGGAUGUUAUUAGUGGCACGUCGGUUGAAUCCCGGAGACCCUUCUGUAAUUGCUUGAUAGAUAUAUGCAGAAACAAAAACAACCAUGAGAGAGCUCAUGAGUUGCUCUAUCUGGGAACCCUAUACGGGUUGUAUCCAGGUUUACACAACAAGACUUCGAGGGAGUGGUGUUUGGAUGUUAGGUCACUGUCCAUUGGUGCAGCUCACACUGCACUUGAAGAGUGGAUGGGAACACUCUACAAAAUUGUUCAGCGUGAGGAGGCGUUGCCGGAGUUGUUUUCAGCCCAAACGGGUACGGGAACACACAAGUUCUCUCAAGGGCUGGCUCAUUCCUUUGCUUCUCAUGUGGAGAAAUUGGCUGCACCAUUUAGAAAAAGUGAAGAGAAAGCUGGUCGUUUUGUGGCGACCAGGGAGGAUUUAGUAUCUUGGGUGCAGUCACAGGCUCCAUCUACAGCCAUCACAGCUUAGCUGUUGGACCAACUAACAGUCAUCCUUCAUCAAUGCUUAUAUGUAUGUUUAUACUUGUGUAAUUUCUAGUUUUUUACACCCUCGUUCAAAUGUGAAAUGUAUUAUCUUAUUUGGAUCGAUGUAUAUUUCACAACUUUUUGUAGCCCUAAUUUUUAAGCAUGAGAUCCAUAUAUAACUUUAAAAAGCUUUCACAA